AAUGAUGUUAAAGAAGAAUGUAUUGGUCGUUUCUGGCAUAACCUCAUUCGGGAAAAACAAGAGUCAGAAUUAAUCACUCUUGUGAAUGAAAUGAAGAUUUCUCAAAAGAAGAAAGAUUUGCUGGUUGAACAUACGGCUCUUCAGCAUGCCAAGCUGCUCUACGCUACCGCACGUGAAGCCGGGAAGCAAUCGCAAAUUGUACAACAAAAAAUAACUAAUGAAUUG
Molecule: messenger RNA, 225 nt
Organism: Ambispora leptoticha
Lineage: Eukaryota; Fungi; Glomeromycota; Glomeromycetes; Archaeosporales; Ambisporaceae
Source: the annotation of a GenBank genome assembly